UCCGCUCGGCGGCGGCCGGCCACUGUUGAGCCGUUGCUCGAAAGAAGAAUAGAAUGAAGCUCGUCGCUCGCGACGUUUGCACUUUGUCCCCGUCACGAGGGGAAACGGGCACGUGUCCCUUUAAGAGGCUCCUGUUACCGGAAGUCGGAGGGGCGGUUCCGGCCGACCGAGCCACACAACGGAGAGCGUCCGCGGCCCCGAGCCCGUCUCGUCUUGUUUUUUGUCUCGUGCGAUCCUGUCAUGGUGCCACGGCGCGGACGUCGGACAUGGCGUCACUAGCGGGCUCGAGUGAUGCCAAGGCCGCCGAACUGGACGCGUCUCUGCGCCAGAUGCUCAAGGCCAUCGCAGACGAGCGCAACCGACUCAACGCCCGUCAGGAGCUCAGCGGCCUCGGGUGCGUGAAGGAUGACCGCAUCGUCUUCUGGACGUGGAUGUUCUCGACGUACUUCAUGGAGAAGUGUGCCCCGCGGCAGGACGACAUGCUGUUCUACGUUCGCAGGAAGUUGGCGUACGUGGACGCUGACGAUGGCAAGAAGGUGGAGGUGGAGGUUUACAGGCGAGACUCCAAGAAGCUUCCGGGCCUCGGGGACCCCGACAUCGACUGGGAGGAGAGCGUCUACCUCAACCUGGUCCUGCAGAAGCUCGACUACGUGGUGACGUGCGCCGUGUGCACGCGCUCGGACGCCGGCGACAUCCACGUGCACAAGAAGAAAUGUCAGGAAGUGUUUGCAUCUCCCAGCAAGCACGCCAUGGACAGCAAAGGGGAGGAGUCCAAGAUCAGCUACCCAAACAUCUUCUUCAUGAUUGACAACUUUGAUGAGGUGUUUUGUGACAUGAGCGUGGGCGAGGGCGAGAUGGUGUGCGUGGAGCUGGUGGCCAGCGACAAGACCGACACCUUCCAGGGGGUCAUCUUCCAGGGCUCCAUCCGCUACGAGGCGCUGCGGAAAGUCUACGACAACCGGGUCAGCGUGGCGGCUAAGAUGGCCCAGCGAAUGUCGUUCGGCUUCUACAAGUUCAACAACAUGGAGUUUGUGCGCAUGAAGGGGCCGCAGGGCAAAGGUCACGCCGAGAUGGCCGUCAGCAGGGUGCCCGACGGAGCGGAUGAGCGGUGCGAGCGGGACGAGUGCAGCGCGCCGGCGCACGACAGGGUGAGGACGUCUGACCCACUUUGCUCCCAACUGUGUUUGCUUCCUGCUGGCCCGGCCCAGCCCGUGUUGUCAUGUGACCUCGUUCAGCACGCCGCCGACCCCCGAGAGGAACCGUCCGUCGUUUUUUUCGCCGGCGCUACGACGCAAGCUCCCGCGGCACAAAAUGGCCGAGAUGAAGAAAUCGCACUCGGCCAACGACAGCGAGGAGCUGUUCCGGGAGGACGACGACCAAGAGCUCUGCGGCGGCGGCGGCAACCUGCGCUCGCGCUCGUUGUCGGGGACGGGCCGCUCGCUGGUGGGAUCGUGGCUCAAGCUGAACCACGCCGACGACUCCUUCCCGCUCUUCUCCCACCUCACCUACGUUACGCUGCCGCUGCACCGCAUCACCGCCGACAUCUUGGAGGUGCGUCAGAAGCCCAUCCUGAUGACGUAGCAGCGGCGGCGGGUGCCCAGUGAGCAAGUGCCUCCCUGCGCCGGGCCCCACGGCCAGACCAGAGCGAUGAAGAACCAGCCGUCCAGCAAGUGCCUCCUCCUCCUCCUCCUCACGCCCCCCCUCCACCUCAGCAAAAACUCCGACAAGAAGUGAUGUCACAGGAGUUGCUUUGAAGGAGCCGUUCCACGCUUGACGGCAAGUAUUCUGUCUGACGUAUCGGCAGUGAUGUCACUUGACCAAGUCGGCGCCUUCCGCCAUUCCAAGAUGGCGGGCGGGCACAGGACCGAGACGCUUCCUGGAAGCCCCGCGUCGCGCUUUGGAUUUGAGAAGUCGCGCCGCCGCACGCGGGACUCGCGCACGCCUCACUCACGCCAGCGGUGCUUUUGAUGUUUUUGCGACACCUGUGUUCUUCACGUCUGUCGGGUGAAAAACUUUCCAAAUGCCAACCUUGUUGACAAAUUAAAGCAGAUAGACAAA
Molecule: messenger RNA, 2058 nt
Organism: Syngnathus acus (greater pipefish)
Lineage: Eukaryota; Metazoa; Chordata; Actinopteri; Syngnathiformes; Syngnathidae
Product: KIAA0930 ortholog
Exons: 10
Coding region: 54-1604 (516 amino acids)
Source: RefSeq, a predicted model, not a curated record